UUUCGUUUCCGGGACAAUCCUGCGUGGUCCUCAUGUUUGCGGUGGUCAGUGUAUGUCCGCUCACCGUCACUUAAGCAGCUGUGAGUGUUUGCGUGUGGUCGUCCCGGCCACUAAAGCUGAACGCGUGUCCUGCUGUGGGCUCAGAGGAGGCACGACAUGAGGGGCCAAAGCGGCAGCCGGGAGGACGGUCGGCUCAGACGGAGAGUGGAGCAGUAUCUGGCCUCAGUCACCACUGAGGAUGUGGAUCUGUCAGCCAUGGCCCUGGAGCUUCAGAAACUGUACAGGAUGGAUUAUGGCAGACGAAACAAGACCGCCUUCAGGAUUCAAGUAGAGAAAGUGUAUGAAGCAGUCAUUAAGGAUUCUGGGCUGAAUGACCUGGAGAGCAAACACCUGGCUAAGAGAGCCAAGCACAACCACAAUGACACUGGUGAUGAAAGCAGUGGCAGCAGCUCAGUGGAGGCCUCUGACAGUAAUGACCACGCUUUGGAAAGCACUCCCACAAACCACAUGAACAGCUCUCUGUCAUCCCUGUACCGGAAAGGAAACACUGCGACUAGCAGUCCUUGCAGCACGGCCGCUCCUCCUCCUCCAAUGUCAGGGACCCUGGUUUCCAAAGGAGGCUGGUUUAUAGAUAGAGUCCCUGAGAAGCGCAGCAUCGUCAUCGACCUUUGUGAAGAGGAGACAACUAAAAAACCAACAAAUAUUGAUGCGUCCAUGCUGGAGACUGACAAGUCUCACAAGAAGUCCAAAAAAAGGACAAAGACUGCUGAAAGAACUACUGAAACUACUGAUUCUCGCACCCUAAACAAGAAAGCAAAGUCACCUGAGCUGCACUAUCCCACUCUGAAGUUUGAAGACGUAGGAGGAAAUGAAGAGACGUUAAUGGAAGUGUGUAAGCUGCUCAUACACAUGCGUCACCCAGAGGUGUACCAGCAGCUGGGAAUGGUUCCUCCAAGGGGCUUUCCCCACGGACCUCCUGGCUGUGGAAAGACCCUGCUGGCCCAGGCUGUGGCUGGGGAGAUGCACCUGCCCAUGUUGAAGGUUUCUGCUCCUGAGCUGGUGUCUGGAGUGUCUGGAGAGUCUGAACAGAAGCUCAGGGAACUGUUCGACCUUGCUGUGAGCUCAGCUCCGUGUAUCCUGUUCAUAGAUGAGAUAGAUGCCAUCACCCCUAAAAGAGAGGUGGCCUCUAAAGACAUGGAGAGGAGAAUUGUAGCCCAGCUGCUCACGUGCAUGGAUGAUUUGAAUAGGCUGGAAGUCACAGCUCAGGUCCUGGUCAUCGGUGCCACCAACAGACCGGACUCCCUGGACCCCGCGCUCCGCAGAGCUGGGCGCUUUGACAGAGAGAUCUGCAUGGGUAUCCCCGAUGAAGCAGCACGUCUCAGGAUCUUGAAGACGUUGUGUCGAAAGCUGAAGCUGCCGGAGGACUUUGACUACCAGCAGCUGGCGCGGCUCACCCCAGGCUACGUGGGCGCUGACCUCAUGGCUCUGUGCCGUGAAGCUGCCAUGAGUGCUGUAAACAGGGUGCUGCUGGAAAUACGGGGAGCUCCACAGAGCCAAAUCCAGAACUCUGCUGAAGAGCUGUCAGCUAGCGGACCUCUGAGUUUGACAGACAGGAUAGUUGGAGAACAGCAGCCAACCGACGUCAGCCCGAUGCCUCAGGAAGAGCCGGGACAGAGUCAUCAUCAGCAGGGGGAGCUGUGGAGUGUGUUGCACCUGCUGAAGAGCGCUGAACCUCUGCCAGAGGAAACGCUGGCUGGCUUGUCCAUUCUCAUGUCAGAUUUCCAGGUCUCUCUGGCUAGUGUGCAGCCCUCAGCUAAGAGGGAAGGAUUUGCCACCGUGCCUGAUGUCACCUGGGAGGAUGUAGGGGCCCUACAGGAUAUCCGAGAGGAGCUCACCAUGGCCAUAUUGGCUCCAGUGCGUUCUCCGGAGCAGUUCAAAGCUCUGGGACUCAGCGCUCCAUCCGGAUUGCUGCUGGCUGGACCUCCAGGAUGUGGAAAAACACUGCUGGCCAAGGCAGUGGCCAAUGAGUCAGGACUCAAUUUCAUCUCUGUGAAGGGACCAGAGCUGCUCAACAUGUAUGUGGGAGAGAGUGAGCGGGCUGUCAGGCAGGUCUUCCAGAGAGGACGCAACUCAGCUCCUUGUGUGAUCUUCUUUGAUGAGAUCGAUGCGCUCUGUCCACGCCGCUCAGGCCACGAGUCCGGGGCCAGUGUGCGGGUCGUCAACCAGCUGCUUACAGAGAUGGACGGCUUAGAGACUCGACGGCAGGUCUUCAUCAUGGCUGCCACCAACAGACCAGAUAUCAUCGACCCUGCUGUGCUGAGGCCAGGUCGUCUGGAUAAAACCUUGUAUGUGGGUCUGCCACCACCAGCAGAUCGCCAUGCCAUCCUGCUGACCAUCACUAAGGGGGGCACCAGGCCUCAGCUGGAGGAGGAGGUCAGCCUGGAAGAGAUAGCAUUGGAUGAGCGCUGUGAUGCCUUCACUGGAGCUGACCUGACUGCUUUGGUGAGGGAGGCGUCUCUUAAUGCCCUGAAGGCCCACCUGAAGUCCCAGCAUUCCAUAGCUGCAUCUGAUGGCUCCGCUGCUGACAUCAGAGUGAGCAAACCAAACUUUGAGGCCUUCGGGAAGGUUCGGCCAUCUGUGUCCAAAAAGGACCAGAGGAUGUAUGAGCAGCUCAGAGAGUCCCUCAGCAGAUGACCGCCGGAGUAGAAACCAACGUCAGCAGAUCCACUCAUGAUUGACUAGCUGUGAUAUAUUUUCAGUAUUGAAUUAUGACUUCUGAUUUUAUAUUAAAGUGUUUGACAAUUGA
Molecule: messenger RNA, 2806 nt
Organism: Archocentrus centrarchus (flier cichlid)
Lineage: Eukaryota; Metazoa; Chordata; Actinopteri; Cichliformes; Cichlidae
Gene: nvl
Product: nuclear VCP like
Biological process (GO): ribosome biogenesis
Cellular component (GO): nucleus
Molecular function (GO): ATP hydrolysis activity; RNA binding; preribosome binding
Source: RefSeq, a predicted model, not a curated record